Molecule: messenger RNA, 1027 nt
Organism: Adineta steineri
Lineage: Eukaryota; Metazoa; Rotifera; Eurotatoria; Adinetida; Adinetidae
Source: the annotation of a GenBank genome assembly
AUGUGGUCACAUCUUAGAGAUAAUUCUCAAACAUUAUUAUUUUUAAUUCCAUCUACCAUAGCCAUUGCUGGAUUAUUAUGGAGAACAAUAAAACGAUAUCCUUCGAUAAUUAUUAUGCAAUCAACGAAAGAAAAUGAUUUUCUCAUUAAUCAAUGUCCAUCAUUUGCCCAAUAUCGUCCAACACCUUGGAUAUUUAGUGGGCAUUUAAUGACAAUAUUGGGUGUUUUCUUUCGUCCAUUACCUACAUUAUCGUUUGAACGUAUAUUACUAAAAGUUGAUAAUACCGGUGGAACAAUUGCAAUGGAUUGGCAUUCAAGACCAUAUCAUCGUCAACCUAUUUUAUUAAUUCUGCAUGGACUUACCGGUGGUUCUGACAAUGAAUAUGUUCGUUGGAUGAUUUUAGCUGCUAGUAAAAAAUUUAAUUUAUGUUGUGUUGUUUCACAUGCACGUGGAUGUGGUAAAUCAAAAUUAACAACAGCAAAAUCAUUUUGUGCUGCAAAUACAGAUGAUGUACGUGCAUCAGUAAAAUACAUUCGUUCUAUUAUUGGAGAAGAAACUCCAAUAUUUGCUAUUGGUUAUUCAUUAGGUGCCGGUAUUCUAACAAAAUAUCUCGGUGAAGAAGGAACUCAAUGUUCAAUACAAGGUGCAAUUAUCUGUUGUGCAAGUUUUAAUAUGCAUUUAUCUACAAGUAAUUUAGAACAAUGGUUAAAUACGCGUGUAUAUAAUCGUAGUUUAACAAAUAAUUUAAUAAGAUAUUUACAACGACAUGAAGAACAUUUUAUAAAACCAGAUUCAAAUAUAAAUUUUGAUCUCAGUCAUGCUUAUCAAUCAAAAACAGUACGUGAAUUUGAUAAACGUGUUAUUGUACCAAUAUUUGGUUUUCGUGAUGUUGAACAUUAUUAUACUGAAGCAUCAUCAAAUAAAUGGUUAAAAUAUAUACGUAUACCAACACUUGUUUUGAGUGCUAUAGAUGAUCCAAUAUGUCCUAUUGAUGGUUUACCGGUUGAAGAUGUUUUACAAAAUCCAU